AUGUAUAAACUAGUCAAUAAAGUUAUAGAUGCUCAAACAAUAUAAUAUCCAAAGAGGUAGUUUUAUAUAAUAAAGUAACUUGAGAAUACUAAUGAAAGAGGAUUAUAUAUUGCAAAUGCAUAAGAAUGGGGAGAUAAUUCUUAAUAAUAUGCACUUAAAAUACAAAAGGAGAUGAGAGAUGAUGAGAAAACUCUUAUUUCUUUUUUAAUAUAAGAAUAAAAUAAUAAGAAAAGAAAUGAUUAAAAUUAACUUUCCAAUCACAUAAUUUAAAUAUAUGACUAUUUUGAAUGUUAAUAACAUCACAUCCUCGUUAUGGAAAUUAGUUAAUAAAAUUUAUUAGAUUACAUUACUUAAAACAAAAAUGUAUCAAUAAGUGAAAAAGAAAGAAUUUGUUAUCAAGUAAACAUAUUAAUAUUUAUUUAAUAGAUUACUUUACCAAUACUAUGGUUUCAUCAAAAAAAAUAUAUUCAUCGAGACAUUAAACUAGAAAAUUUCAUCAAAGUAGGUAAUAUUUUUAAAUUAAUUGACUUUGGCUAUGUUAAGUAAUCAAAUCCUUCAGACUAAAAAACAAAGUAAAUUGGCUCUUUGAUCUAUCAAGCACCAGAAAUUUUAGAGAAUAGCAAUAUGUAUACAGAAAAAGUCGACAUUUGGUCUUUGGCAUGUGUUUAUUAUGAAGUAUUAUCAGGUUUGCCAUUAUUUGAUGGUAUUAUAAUGUUAUCAUAUGAGGAUAAACUUAUUAGAAAAUAAAUACAUAAAUACUAGACAAAAAUUAUGUUCUUACUAAAAUCAAUUAAUUGAACUCUUCCUAAUAAAUUAAAACUCUUUUAAUUAAAAUGCUGGUUUAUGAAGAAUCUUAGCGACCAACAAUUCAAUACGUUUAUAACGAAUUAAACUAAUACUUAAAUAAUACUCCAGUUAAUAAAAAGGUAACUUCUAAAAUUAUAUAAUAAUUUAGACUAUCUAAGAUGAAAAUAUUUGUGCAUAUUCUACUAAAUUUCCUAAUAGGAAAUUUAAAAUAAUACAAUAACUUGGAUAAGGAGGAGAAGGUAAAUUAUACUUAUGUUAAUCGAUUGAUUGGGGAAUUAAUGAUAAAAAUAAAUUUGCAUUGAAAUUUUUAUAAAAUUCUAAUCCUGAUGAAAUUUCAUUUAUUAGAAAUCUUAUUACUAAUGAAAAUUAAUACAAUUAAACCUAAUAAAUGAAAAAUAUCUCUGGUUUAAUCAAAAUUUUUGAUACUUUUUAAUGGAAUAAAUAAGAUGUUAUAGUUAUGGAAGUUGGAUAAGAUUUACUUAAAUAUCUAAAUUAAUAUCAGUAAUUAGAAAUGUAAUAUAAGCUUAAGAUUUUAAUUUAAGUAUAGUUUUUAAUUUAUUUUAUUAGUUAUCUUAGUCAAUUUAAUAAUUACAUGAGUUAAAGUAAAUACAUAAAGAUAUUAAACCUGAAAGCUUUGUUAUAGUAGGAAAUCAAUUCAAACUUAUUAAUUUUGGUUUUGUGAGAAAUUCUUUUGGUAUAGGAAAUACUAUUAGUCAAGAAGCAUCUCCAUAUCAAGCACCUGAGAUUGUUUAAAAUAGUCAUGGUUACACUUUUUCUGUAGAUAUAUGGUCACUAGGCUGUGUAUUUUAUUAUGUUUUAUCAAAUUAACAAUUAUUUAAAGGUAUUCAUUUUUAAUUAAUCAUUUAGAAACUAAUCACAAAAAGGUUACACAAUAAAUUUAAUAGUUUGAUUAAAAAUAUUUGGAGGAUCAAUUAAAUUAGAAUGAUAUACCUUAAAAUUUAAAGAGUCUUUUAAUAUAAAUGA
This is a messenger RNA of Paramecium pentaurelia, 1791 nucleotides long. NCBI's taxonomy places the organism in Eukaryota, Ciliophora, Oligohymenophorea, Peniculida, Parameciidae. The record is from the annotation of a GenBank genome assembly.